CCAGCUUUGCAGAAGCGAGAAAAGUUGGGCCAUGCCCACGCUUUGUUGCCGCACCUCAGGUCACGUGAUGUUGAGUACUACCGCGAGUAAGUAUUGUUGACAGUUCAUUGUGUCGUCUUGUUGAAUGCUCACACUGUGCUUUCUUUUUUGCUAGCUAUUCAAGGAUGCUGCCGCGAAGUUUUGAUAGACUCUUGGAACUGGUGGGGCCUAGGGUAACAAAAGCGAAUAUCAAGUUCCGCAAGGCCAUUUUGCCAGACCACCGCCUAGCUUUGGCUGUGAGAUUUUUGGCAGCUAGCGAGACAAGAAGCACCGCGUCAUUUAAUUUCUUGGCUAGACAGUCGACCGCCUGCAAGAUAAUUGCCGAGGUCUGUCAAGUAAUCUGGGAGGUCAUUGGCCCUAUUUAUGUAAAAUGUCUGUCAUCGGCAGCUGAGUGGCUCAAGGUUGCAAACGAGUUUGAAGAAAAGUGGAACCUGCCUCAUUGUAUUGGAGCCAUUGAUGGCAAACGUGUGGUCAUUGAGUGCCCCGCCAAAUCAGGAACCUUAAACAGGAACUACAAAAGUAGUUUCAGCAAGUCAUUGCUUGCGAUAAGUGAUGCAAGUUACAGGUUUCGGUAUGUCGAAAUUGGGCACUUCGGCAGUGAGUCCGAUGGUGGUGCGUUUGCACGCAGCAAGUUCCAGGAGUUGAUUUUGGCAAAUCAAAUUGCAAUUCCUGAAGACUCCAUGAUUGGCAACAUUGGCAAGAUGGCCUAUUUUUUUGUUGGAGAUGAGGCUUUCCCUCUGAAGACCUUCAUGAUGAGACCUUAUUCUCGCAAAAGCAAGCCUAUGCUGUGA
Dermacentor albipictus is the source of this 830-nucleotide messenger RNA. The record is from RefSeq and is a predicted model, not a curated record. Lineage: Eukaryota; Metazoa; Arthropoda; Arachnida; Ixodida; Ixodidae.